AUGGCCAAUGUGGCACAGCAGAAUGACUCAUUCAGCAGAUUGGCAGUUUGUGAGCUCUCCGACAUUGGAGGACUGAAGGGCCUCUCCAUCUUGAAGCCAGGCAACCUAAUGAGUGGACUCAAAAAGCUCUUGAAAAGCGCCCGAGAAGAGUUACAAGGCAAGAACUACGAGGCCGCGAAGGAAUAUUGCGUCCAGAUCUUGGACGAGGACGAGACAAAUUACAAUGCUCUCGUCUUCUUGGGGCUCGCUGAACAAAACUUGAGAAACGUUGCUGAAAGCGAAAGAGCAUAUCAGAAGGCAGCAAAGCUUGCUCCUUCAAAUCCUCUUGCUUGGCAGGGACUUGUCAACCUUUAUGGUGAGACGGAUAAUAAUUCGCGGCUAGCAGAGGCGUUGGAUGCGUUGAGAAGAUUGUAUUUGGAGAGUAAAGAAGGACAGAAAUGUCUUGAAACAACAAAUAAGCUCAUCGACCUUUUCGAGCGUACGAAUCAGAGAUUGAAGGCUAUUGCCGUGCUGAAAAGCCUUGCUCCGGGAACAGAAUACAACGAUCUCUGCGCGAACCUUGACCUUCCCUCCCCGUUAGUACUAUGGCAGCGCAUUGCAGAUCUGCAGGAGCAGCAUGAUACCGAAUUGCGAAGUAAGGAAGUGGAAACGCGACGACGCCGAUUAGGUGCGGAUAGCUUAGAAGUCAUCAGGGAGAAUGUGGACAAGGAGGUCAUCAUUACAUCGCAGCUCGAAGAGAUCUAUGAUAUACUCCUCGAUAUUGCGAAGCAGCACACUGAGGAAAACCAGGUUUAUUUGGAAAUAGGACAGAGAUUUGUCGAGUUUAUGUCCAAAAAGCUUCCAUAUGUGGCAUCAGAAGAGAAGGGCAAGUUGCAUGCCAAAAUGCUCUCCCUUGCCCGCGCCAUAAUCGACCAAGGAUCUCGAGCCCCUCUUUCAUUCGAGACUAUUAUCGACAGCCAGGAUGUUGCCGUAGCCGACUAUGACGUGGGAUUCUUUAACUUGAUUCGAAAUGAGCUCGGCGAUUCCUAUCUUGUACGAUUGGCGAGUGGCUAUUUAGCGUGGCGAGCGUCAACGGAUAAUGUCGAUCCUCUAAAUGAUCUUCUACAAGGGCUGCAGGAGAACCCAUCCUCUUUUUUCGGCUAUCGAGUACUCGGGGAGGUGUACGUGGAUCGUCGUGAUUACGACGCUGCGGUGGAAUGUCUGAACAAAGCUCAAGAACUCUAUACACAAAUCACGGAGCGGACCACGCAGAAUCUUACAAACGUUGCUGUGUCACUAGAAUUGUCGUUAGCUCGCGCGUAUCUACUGCUGGGGAGUAAAACUUUACCGAAUGCUUUGAAGCUUUACAAGGGCAUUCUGCAACGAAGUUCCAAUAACAUAAUGGGACUACAGGGCUUGGGGAUGACUCUUAGUGCAAUGCAAAAAUUUGACGAGGCACAACGAUGCUUCGAGAAAGUACUGCAACUGGAUAACGAAAAUGACACUGCCAAGGCGGAACUGGGAUGGAUAUACUACCAAAAGGGAAACUAUAUUGAAGCUUUACGCCUUCUUCGUGAGGCCAUUGGCAAACGAGAGGAUGCUGUGCAUCUGUGUUGGCUGGGUAAAGUUUAUUGGGCAAUGGGCGAUGUGUAUCGCACUGAUAAGCAGUUUGCACAUGCAAAUUGGCUGGGUGCUGCCAAGCGUGACCCAAACUAUGCCCCGGCUUUUGCAUGUCUUGGUCAGUUCUAUGCCGAAAUUGAGCAAGAUCGCGUUCGCGCAGUGCGGUGUUAUACGCGAGCAGUUGCAUUGGAUGCAGGCAAUGAACAAGCGGCCAAAGCAUUAAGCCGAAUGCUUCUUGAAGAUGGGCAGUCAACUUCCGCCAAGGGCGUUCUAAACGCAUUUGUGUCGAAAGCACAGCGUGCCGCGUGGGCCUACAAACAGCUCGGUUUUAUUGCCUUGGCAAAUAAGGAGCACAUUGAGGCAAUGGGGCACUUUCAGACUGCCCUUCGAAUCAACUCUAAGGAUACGCACUGCUGGGAGGGUUUGGGAGAGGCCUAUAUGACGGAUGGAAAGUACAUGGCUGCAUUGAAGGCGUUCGGUCGAGGCCUCGAAUUAGAAGCAGGUUCGGUCAGCUUGAAUUACCAAGUGGCUGCACUGAAACAACAGCUUGGGCUGUACGGUGAAGCUGUGCAAGCCUACCGUCAAAGUCUAGACUUGAUUGCUGCUACCAACCGUGAAAGCAUGAGAGCACAUAUCCCUACCCUCAAGGGACUCUGUGAAAGUCUGCUUCUGGAGGCGCGGCAAAGCUUUGAGGGUGGCGCUCAUGGACUGUGUGCACAGCUAUUGGGCGAGGCUCUCGAAACAACAUUGAAUGCAAUGAAAACAACGCAGCUGCAUUCGCUUGCCAAAAUACUUGGCGACACGAGUCUAGCGUACAAGUUACUCAUUCCAGCAUAUGCAAAGAAGGCUUCCGUUCAGGUUGUACGAGACGCGAUUGACUACCUGGAAGCGAGCCUUUCUGCGUCUGGACAAAGCAAUGUCGCAGACGGGGAUAGUACGGAAGGCGUAGAUCUCCUCUUGCGCUGCGCCACCGCAGCGUAUAAACUGGCUAUCCAACUUUGCGCACGGAAAGGCUCCAAGGAAGCUCUUGACCUUAGCGCAGGGUACUGGCAUGACCUGGCUUUGACAUAUUUCUAUCGCCACCAUGAGCUGUUUGCGAAAGAUCCCGAAGGAGCCCGACGAGAGAGGUUUUCUUCCUAUGCAGUCGCAUGUGAGAAGAAAGCAAUUAAGAAGCACCCCUUGAAUGAUGCCUACUGGAAUGCAUUAGGAGUGUACACACUUUUGGAGGAUGCACGUGUUAGUCAACAUGCAUUGAUAAAAGCUCUUGAGAGCAACGCCGAGAAUCCUGCGUCAUGGGCCAAUCUUGGCUUAUUGUAUUUGCUUCAAGAAGACCUUGACCUGGCACGACAGGCGUUCUCCAGGGUUCAAUUUGCAGACCCGGAAUGGCCUAUGGGCUGGUUUGGACUAGCAAUCAUUGCGGAACGCGCCGGCAAGGAUGCGCUUGAGUUCUUCGAGCAGGCUUACGAGUUAGGUGGCACUGCUGUGUUAGAGGUCAACUACAUAUACGCAAACUAUAUAUAUCGCCAUGCCACAAGGCAUCGCCGUCGGGAUUCCGCAUCAUACAGUACAGCCACGCUUUGUCUGCUCAAGAUCACGCAACAGCGACCCGAUGACUGGGGUCCACUUAACCUCCUUGGACUGGUGCUAGAGAGACAAGGCAUUUACUCCAAGGCCCUCGAUGCCUUUGAUGACGCUAUGCGGGCGCUUCAAAGCUCAAACAUAGCGCGUCUGCCAGCUGACGAACGCAAGACAUCCCUACGGCUCAUCACGGAAAAUCGGGCUCGUGUGUUAUGUUCAAUGGGGCGCUUUUCCGAUUCGACAGCUGCCUACAGCGAAGUAUUGAAUACAGCUGUUGGUGACGUCUAUACGCAGAUUGGAAACGGCUUGGCGCUGUCCUUUGAAGAACGACUACCGGCAAGCCUGGAAUCGUUUGAGAAGGCGUUCCAAAUUGCGGCUGACGCAACCGGCGAGGAUGGGACGACAACCUUGCCGAACGAUGUAACGCUGAUUCUGAGCCAAGUCCUCUACGCACUGGGUAGCGAGCAGCACCAGGAACUGGCCAAGCAGCAACUUCUAUCCUGUGUCGCUCGAGACCCUCGUAACAUGAAGGCCCUGAUUGGACUCUGUGCAUUUGGGUUGAUUCGGCAAGACUUCGCUCUAGCGCAAAGCGCUGCGGCCGAGAUUAUCAAGAUCCCACCAGAUGGGCUUGGGGAAUUGGACGUCGACGCCGACGACGUGUUGAGUCGCCUGUUUAUGCUUCAGGGUAAUCUGAAAGCAAGCAAAGGCUUCCUCAGUAAAGCGGUACAUCGAUAUCCGUGGAAAGCCGAACGGUGGCGAACGCUAGCUGAGUUUCUAUACCGUCAUGCACCGGGCGAUACCUCGACUUUAAAGACCGCCGAUGCGGCAGUCGUCCUUCCAGCCGCCCCGACUUCGGCAGCUCGCUCGUCGGUCAACAUGACACUUGGAUUGACAUCGCUGGCAGCGGGCGAAGCUGGUUCUGGAACUUCUUUGACUACGCAAUCCCGGAAAAGGCAGAGAGCGUUACAGAGGGCCAUUCGAAUAUCGCCUGGAAAUGCAGUGGCGUGGAUAGCGCUUGCAUUGCAAAUACGUGCAGAUGCCGCAGUAGAUGUGAGCGUCUCUGAGAACAAUCCCUCAGAGUCCGUUUUGCGAUUCCGCACGAGGUGUAAGACCGUUCAAAGAAUAGCAGAGCAAGCAGCGAGCGUGGCAACAUUCGAACAACAGGGUAAUUUACUAUCCGGUUCUGUCAAUCAUGCCCAUAGAAGAAGCCAUUUGUCUUCCGCCAUAGCGUGGUCUACGUUAGUGGUGGCGGAAUCAGGGAUUGCCAGAGGGGAAGCUGAUGGCCACACCAUGGACGACUUGCGAAUAGGGACGCAGUUAGCUUCAAAUGUAGUAGAGCAAGGUCAUCCGCGUCUUCAAGGGUACGCUUAUGCCGUGAUUGGCAGGGGAUUGCAGGCCACGGCAGAUGCGGUAGGGGCGACUUUAUCAUACAAGAAGGCCGCUAUUACAGGCUUGGGUUCGGCUCUGGAGGAUUUGGCUCAGCUCUACCAAUCACUGCUUUUACAUCCAGCCUCAGAACUCUGUUAUCGUCAAAGUCUGCUAAUGAAACCAUCGUCUUACCUGCGACUGAGGUUCUCGUCACUAUUGCGAUUGACAAAACUUGCCCUCACAAUAGCCAAUAUUCCCCUGGCAAAUGAAGCAAUAAAUGAAGCCCUGAAGCUCAAUGCUACCUCACUAGCUGGAAGGUGCUUGCAAGCCCUAAUGUACUUCCGAAGUGGAGAAGCGGGGAAAGCGAAUAAAGUUUUGCGGGGACUCGAUCAAGCACAUCCAUACGUCAAAUUGGUGACAGAUUCAUUGGGUUAAGAAUUGUAGAUAUGUUACAAUAUGUGGAAUAAAUAGAUACUACGCUGCAAUAAGGAUGCUAGAUAGGUACUAUAUAGCCAGAAUUGCACCCAGCGAUUAUUUCAAGUCUAUCUCUACGCCGCAAAGUUGACAACCUUCCAUUCCUUCUGCGAGUUUUGAAUUAGCCGGUUGCCCUCCUC
Spizellomyces punctatus DAOM BR117 is the source of this 5159-nucleotide messenger RNA. RefSeq names its product SKI complex subunit tetratricopeptide repeat protein SKI3. The coding region runs from base 1 to 4980 and encodes 1659 amino acids. The transcript has 18 exons. The record is from RefSeq and is a predicted model, not a curated record. Lineage: Eukaryota; Fungi; Chytridiomycota; Chytridiomycetes; Spizellomycetales; Spizellomycetaceae. Gene Ontology annotation, molecular function: protein binding. Gene Ontology annotation, cellular component: Ski complex.